Molecule: messenger RNA, 2826 nt
Organism: Ceratotherium simum simum (southern white rhinoceros)
Lineage: Eukaryota; Metazoa; Chordata; Mammalia; Perissodactyla; Rhinocerotidae
Source: RefSeq, a predicted model, not a curated record
AUGGGGGGCUCAGACGCGCAGCUGGGCACCUGGCCGUGGCAGACCUGUCCCACCGCUCUCCAGACAUCCGAGUCUGAAUUUCAUCUUUCCAAUGCCCCUAAUCAACCACCUCCAAAUCAGAUUCGCUCCUCCCCUUUUAAGAGUGUAUCUCAACCUCGAUCGCCCCAGCACCAAAUCUGGGUCCGACUCCGCCCCUCCUGGGUUCCUGCUGACCCCACCUUCUCCCUGGCUCUGAGCCCCCACCCUCCAGAGGGUCAACCUAAUCCCCUCCCGCCUCGCCCUCGGCGCAGGAACGGGACCUUGGAGCCCGCGGCCGAUUGGUCAGUACUGCUGGGCGUGCACUCCCAGGACGGGCCCCUGGACGGCGGGCAGGUCCGCGCAGUGGCCGCCAUCCUGGUGCCGGACAACUACAGCAGCGUGGAACUGGGCUCCGACUUGGCCCUGCUGCGCCUGGCCUCGCCCGCCAGCCUGGGCCCCGCCGUGCGGCCCGUCUGCCUGCCCCGCGCCUCGCACCGCUUCGCUCAUGGCACAGCCUGCUGGGCCACGGGCUGGGGCGACGUGCAGGAGGCGGACCCCCUGCCUCUCCCCUGGGUGCUACAAGAAGUAGAGCUCAGGCUGCUGGGAGAGACUGCCUGUCAGUGUCUCUACAGCCGGCCCGGGCCCUUCAACCUCACUUUCCAGCUAUUGCCAGGGAUGCUGUGUGCUGGCUACCGGGAGGGCCGCAAGGACACCUGCCAGGGAGACUCUGGGGGACCCCUGGUCUGUGAGGAAGGUGGCCGAUGGUUCCAGGCAGGAAUCACCAGCUUUGGCUUUGGCUGUGGGCGGAGGAACCGGCCUGGAGUCUUCACUGCUGUGGCUCCCUAUGAGGCAUGGAUACGGGAACAGGUGAUAGGGUCAGAGCCGGGGCCUGCCUUUCCCCCCCAGUCCUGGGAGCCCCAGUCAGGACCUUUGGAGGCCACUGAUGAGAACUGCACCAUCGCCCUGCCAGAGUGUGGGAAGGCCCCGCGGCCAGGGUCCUGGCCCUGGGAAGCCCAGGUGAUGGUGCCAGGAUCCAAACCCUGCCAUGGGGCGCUGGUGUCUGAAAGCUGGGUCUUGGCACCUGCCAGCUGCUUCCUGGACCUCAUCAACUCAGACCGCCAGCCCCGCGACCUGGACAACUGGCGUGUGCUGCUGCCCUCGCGCCCACGCGCGGAGCAGGUGGCGCACCUCGUGCCGCAUGAGAACGCCUCGUGGGACGACGCCUCGGACCUGGCGCUGCUGCAGCUGCGCGCGCCCGUGAAUCUGAGCGCAGCCCCGCGGCCAGUAUGCUUACCGCACCCAGAACACUAUUUCCUGCCCGGGAGCCGCUGCCGCCUGGGUCGCUGGGGCCGCGGGGAGCCCGCAUCUGGCCCCAGCACGCUGCUUGAGGCGGAGCUGUUGGGCGGCUGGUGGUGUCACUGCCUGUACGGCCGCCAGGGGGCGUCAGUGCCGCUACCGGGAGACCCGCCCCACGCGCUCUGCCCCGCCUACCAGGAGGAGGAGGAGGAGGCGGGCCGCUGCUGGAACGACUCGAGUUGGAGCCUUCUGUGCCGGGAGGAGGGGACCUGGUUCCUGGCUGGAAUCAGAGACUUCUCCAGUGGCUGCCUACGUCCCAGAGCCUUCUUCCCCCUGCAGACCCAUGGCCCGUGGAUCAGCCAUGUGACUCGGGGAGCCUACCUAGAGGACCAGCUGGCCUGGGACUGGGGCCCUGAGGGGGAGGAGACUGAGAUACAGACUUGUCCCCCACACACAGAGCAUGGUGCCUGUGGCCUGCGGCCAGAGCCCGCUCUGAUGGGGGUCCUGUGGCCCUGGCUGGCAGAGGUGCAUGUGGCUGGAGAUCGAGUCUGCACUGGGAUCCUCGUGGCCCCAGGCUGGGUCCUGGCAGCCACUCACUGUGUCCUCAGGCUGGGCUCUACAACAGUGCCUUAUAUUGAAGUGUACCUGGGCCGGGCAGGGGCCAGCCCCCUCCCACAGGGCCACCAGGUAUCCCGUUUGGUCAUCAGCAUCCGCCUGCCCCGGCACCUGGGACUUCGGCCCCCCUUGGCCCUUCUGGAGCUGAGCUCCCGGGUGAAGCCCUCCCCAUCAGCCUUGCCCAUCUGCCUUCACCCAGGAGGUAUCCCCCUGGGGGCCAGCUGCUGGGUGCUGGGCUGGAAGGACCCCCAAGACCGAGUCCCUGUGGCUGCUGCUGUCUCCGUCUUGACACCACGACUCUGUCACUGCCUCUAUCAGGGCAUUCUGCCCCCUGGGACUCUCUGUGUCCUGUAUGCAGAGGGGCAGGAGGACAGGUGUGAGGUGACCUCAGCACCUCCGCUCCUGUGCCAGACUGAGGGGGGCUCCUGGGUCCUUGUGGGCUUGGCUGUUCGCGGGAGCAGGGAGCUGUUUGCUGCCAUUGGCCCUGAAGAAGCCUGGAUCUCUCAGACAGUGGGGGAGGCCCAUUUCCUGCCCCCCAGUGGCUCCUACUGGCCCCCUGAAGGCAGCGAUCUCUGCCCCCCAGACACGGCCAGGGCCUCAGGAUCCCCUCAGGCUGCUCUGUUCCUGCUGCUACUGAUGCCCCUGAUCCAGGGCUGAGGGGGCCUGGGUCCCUGGGCUACCUCUCCUUGUCCCCCGCCACCCUCCUCCAGCCUUCCACUUCCCGCCCAGUGCGGCUGGAAUGUGACCCAACCGGCUCUGUUCCUUUGCCAAAAUCUCCACAACGCCCCACCCACCUAGACUGCAGCGGCUUCAGAUCAUUGGGCCUCAGUGCCUGGCUAUUUCGGGCCCUGGAAUCCUUGGGGGCAGUGGAGCAGACAAUAAAGGUGUAACCACAGA